Messenger RNA from Salvelinus fontinalis (brook trout), 1678 nucleotides. Its product is annotated as ret finger protein-like 4A. The transcript is spliced from 9 exons. Gene Ontology annotation, molecular function: protein binding. Lineage: Eukaryota; Metazoa; Chordata; Actinopteri; Salmoniformes; Salmonidae. Bases 677 to 1291 code for a protein of 204 amino acids. The record is from RefSeq and is a predicted model, not a curated record.
GGUUAAACACUACUCUCAUUGUUAUAAGAAGCUCGGGGGAGAAAAUAACGUUUAUUUCAUAUCUGAAACUCCGUUAUAGCUCCAUACGCUGUUAUCUGCAUUCAGGUGCGUCAUGGGACCUUUGAUCCAGCAAAUUUGUUUGGUAACAUUUCUUAUCUUUUUUCCCUGUUCAUCUGCUCAAGUUGCAGAUGGAACAGAGACUGAGAGGCAAUCAACUUCCGGGUCAACCUGUGUACUGUAUGGUCUGAAUUCCACUGUGUGGUUUGCUGGAUGUGUUACAUUUGGGUCUAUUACUUUCCUGGGACUGGGUUUCGUGGUAUGGCAUAAGUUCUGUAGAGAUGCAAGUCAAAAGCAGCUGGGAAGAUUUAAUGUCGUUGGAGGAGAGGGACAAUGACCCAAAACACACCUCCAGGCUGUGUAAGGACUAUUUGACCAAGGGGAGUGAUGGAGUGCUGCAUCAGAUGACCUGGCCUCCACAAUCACCUGACCUCAACCCAAUUGAGAUGGUUAGGGAUUAGUUGGACGCAGAGUGAAGAAAAAGUAGCCAACAAGUGCUCAGAAUAUGUAGGAACUCGUUCAAGAAUGGUGGAAAAUAAUUCCAGUUUGGUCACAUGGAUAUACUGCCAUUACAGACACAAAUAUCUCUCCCCAUCCCAAGACGCCUAAGGCAGUUUCAAUGAACGAUACGAAUAUGAAUUUGGACCUCCCACAUAAUGAGGCACGCUCAUUUGAAGUGGAUGUUGUUCUAGAUGGAAAAACAGCUCACUCGCAGCUGAAGAUAUCACACAAUGGGAAAGUUGUGGAGUGGGUGAACCAAAAACAAGAAUCACUGACAGAGAUUGACAAGAAUGACAUUGACAAGCAUUUUGAUGAAGCCCCAUAUGUGUUGGGCAGUAUGGGCCGUGCUAUGCGGGCCUACUGGGAGGUGUCUGUAAAGGAGAAAAAGGACUGGGUACUUGGUGUUACCAGUGCAACAGCUAACAGGAAAGGACAGUUGGUUCUCAGCCCAGCCAAUGGCUUCUGGGUAAUCGGGAUCUCCGAUGGCAAAGACUUUACAGCAUUCAUGGAUGAUGAUGAUGUCCUUAAAGAAAUAAUUCUACACCGAGUGGGUAUCUAUCUAGAUUAUAAUGAAAAGAAGGUGACUUUCUACAAUGCAGAAGACAGCUCACUCAUCUACUCAUUCACCAAGGGACCAAGUUAUGAGGAUGAUGUCCACCCACUUUUCUCACCCUGGAACAAUGAUACAGAUUCAAUCAGAAUUUUGUCCAUUGAAAGUAAAAAAUCUAAAUAAUCUAAAGCAUAAACUGUCACCUCUACAUCUAUCAAUAGGCUACUUUAUUGUGUUGGAGAGCUAAACAUGAGUGGUCUUAACUACACUAAUGAUGGUCAAUCACUAAUUAUUGUCAAUUCAGUAAUAUUUACACAUUUGCUUGGAGUUGUUUAGAUUGUAUGAUACAUUUAGCUUAAUAUAGAAAUGUUUUGCUUUCUCACAUUGACUAUAUAUUCUUUGUCUAUGACUUGAAUAAUAAUAGACAGCUAUUUCAGUAGUUUUUCUCAAACCACAAGGAUAUUAUAAGAUAAAUCAUGCAUAAUGCACAGGUAAUGUUAUGCCUUCCUUCAUACACAUAGACUGUACACUAUUGAUUUGUGAAGAAUAAAAUAUUGCUUUUCAGACUUG